AUGGGGAGCACAAAACGCCGGAGCGCCCACUCCUACUCCUUGCAAGGCCCGCUCCAGCGAUCGGAGCCCGGCGCCAGCAUCCAGCUGACCUACACGUCCUCCGGAUUCCCCUCACGUCAGGUUACUGUGACCUGGCUGAAGAAGAACCUGGCGCUCCCCGCGUGGCAGACCCACGUCCACGCCAGCGGAGACACGUACAACGUGACCAGCAGAGUGCUCGUCCCGCUGCAGGCCGACGACGUGCUCUCCUUUGUCCAGUGCCACGUCAAUCACAAGUCCACACCGGUGUUCCAGAAGACCAUCGGCCUGGACCAGUACCUCCGUGUUCCCCCUACAGUGACAGUGUCCCAGUCUUCACCCUCCUCGGACUUAGUGGCAAUUACCUGCCAUGUGCAGAGAUUCUAUCCACAGAGUGUGCAUCUCACCUGGAUAGAGAACUGUCAUAUCUUCAAGGGAGCCGAGGAACUCACAUCCAAACAGAAUAGCGAUGGAACCUACACCUUGGAAAGCUUGCAUUUGGUGAAUGUGUCAGGGCAGGUGUCUGAGCGGGUCCUCACCUGUAAGGUGCAGCAUGAGGCACAAUCUCCCAUCCAGGCCAACCUCAUACUGCCCACAGCAGCCCACGGCAUAUACAAGCCCAUUGGAAGCUCAGGUACAGGGAUGCCUGUCCUUAUCUUUGUGGCUUUCCUUCUGGGCUUCAAGGUGCUGCUGGUGAUGAGUUCCAUAGUCGCCUACAUCUGCAGGCAGCAGAACCUGUAACAGGCUGGAAUGUCAGAAAGAAGUGAUUGGACCCGAUGGCCCACAAGUAUAAAGCAUUUACUGCUCGGCCCUCUAAGAAAGAGUUUGCCAAUGCCCGAGAGAAUAUUUAAAGAACUCUAACAACAAAAUAGCAAGAAGACGGACAAUCACAUUUUUUAUGUGAAUGAAAGACUUGAUCAGAGUUCCACCGAAGAACAUAUAUUAGCAUCAAUGAGAGUUUUGCUGAUGUAAAAAAAAUUUUUUUUUUCUUAACUGCUCUGUCCUAAUUAGAACGGCCUUAUAAUA
Ailuropoda melanoleuca (giant panda) is the source of this 1044-nucleotide messenger RNA. Its product is annotated as signal-regulatory protein beta-1-like. Bases 1 to 759 code for a protein of 252 amino acids. The transcript is spliced from 5 exons. Lineage: Eukaryota; Metazoa; Chordata; Mammalia; Carnivora; Ursidae. The record is from RefSeq and is a predicted model, not a curated record.